Penicillium daleae is the source of this 1809-nucleotide messenger RNA. RefSeq names its product signal recognition particle subunit SRP68. Gene Ontology annotation, cellular component: signal recognition particle, endoplasmic reticulum targeting. Gene Ontology annotation, molecular function: endoplasmic reticulum signal sequence receptor activity; signal recognition particle binding; 7S RNA binding. Gene Ontology annotation, biological process: SRP-dependent cotranslational protein targeting to membrane. NCBI's taxonomy places the organism in Eukaryota, Fungi, Ascomycota, Eurotiomycetes, Eurotiales, Aspergillaceae. The record is from RefSeq and is a predicted model, not a curated record. The transcript has 3 exons. Bases 1 to 1809 code for a protein of 602 amino acids.
AUGGAGAUCACUGAUUAUAUCUUCAAGGAGCGGGAGGAGGUUCUCCUCGCCGGGGAUUACAAUGGUUACCGGGCACAUGCCACUCGCAAGCUACACAAACUCCGCAAGAAGCUGGGACAGGCCACUCCUAAAGGCCGCAAGUACGCUGCUAAGCCAGCUGUGACGGCUGAGAAUGUUGGAAGCAAUGUGUCAUACGUUCACCUUUUGCUUCUCGGAUCCGAACGAGCCUGGGCGCAGGCCAUGCAUGAGAAAUCGACACACUCCGCCGAUCCCUCGGCCAAGGGCAUCACCGGUGCUGCUAGACGCCAUAUUGUAUCGCGACUGCAAAAGGCGACCGGCUAUGCGCAACAUCUCGUGAAGUUGCUCCACGAACAGUCGGCCACCGGUGCCACCGACAUCGACAUUCUCGAAGCGCGGGCCUACCUGGCUACAGUCUCCGGUGCGCUGUGGUUGGAGAAGCGCAAGUGGGAGCAGUGUCUACACGACUACGCCAUCGCACGAGUGAUCUAUACGGCUUUGGGACAACGGGAGAAGAAGGAUUCCUUCCGCGACCUUCUCACGGGAACCGUCGAUCCUAGCCUGCGCUAUGCGGCUUACCAGAUGAAGCUUCCUCGGUCCAAGCCAACUUCGUCGCUGGCUAUCGAAUUCUUCCCCGCUGAUUCUGAGAUUCGCGCCGAGGUAGAGAAGAUUGACCCAUCCUGUCUUGCUGAAGAAGCUGCAGGAACGCGGAGAACUGCCGAGGGCGAGGUGCAGCAAUUGCCCGAGUCUGUGACAUGGAGAUCUCGGACCGUCCCGCUGGAUGAUGCUUCGAUUUCUCAGGCAUUGGCAGCUGCUUCCGCUGCCGAGACUGGUCUCAGUGCCUGGUUGGCCAGUGCAGGCAAGUCUGCUAGCGCGAAGGAUCGGGCCGCUGCAUACGAUAAUGUCAUCAUUGCCAGCCAGGAUGCGGUUGAUUCCACGAAGAGUGCCAUUGACGAUCUGACUAGUGAGGGGGUGGAUCCUGGUGACAAGAGAAUACAGGCGCUUCAGAUCACCCGGACGGCUGUUAACUACAGUCUUGUCGGAUGGCGUGUUGGUCGUAACCGUGUACUGUGCGGUGAACAGGACGGUCUGACCUUCGAAGAUGAAUCAACUGCUCAGGGUGGGAAGGUCACCAAGCACAGUGCGGGUAAUGGAAAGAAGUUGAACAAGCUCCGCGAACGUGUUGUGCUGUAUGACUCGACCUUGCAGAGCCUGGACUUUAUCCUGGAGCUACCAGGUGUUGCUGCCGAUACAGCAUUUGUGCAGGAGCUUGAGGCGAAACGUCGCUACUUCCGGGCGCUUCGAUGCCUUGCUCUGGGUCGAUCUCACGGCGUUCUUGGCAAGUCCACCGAGGCACUUGCCCUAUUCGCUCAGGCGUUCGACCUCGCCAGCACCGCCACCCCGCAGACCUCCGCUGGCUCCGAGGGCCCGCCCCAGCUCGAUGUCUCGCGAGCCCAGGCAAACAACUUGGCCUCUACUCUUCGUGGACUUGUCGCCCAAUACCGUGGACUGGUGACUUUGGAGCGCUUGGAAGCCCAGUCUGGCUCAAGCCAGCAGCGCCCGUUGGUCGAGCGCCUGCACCAGUUCAGUGCCGGGACUGAUCUCAGCAAUCUGGUGCCAUAUCCGCCGCAAAUGCAGCCUGUGCCUGUGAAGCCGCUCUUCCUCGACGUGGCGUGGAACUACAUUGACUACCCUCGCCCUGGACAGGCACCUGUGCAAGCCCCCGAGCCAGUUCCAUCUCCGGCACCCGAAGAGAAGAAGCGGGGAUGGUUUGGGUUUGGCGGUCGGUGA